This is a messenger RNA of Amoebophrya sp. A25, 392 nucleotides long. The record is from the annotation of a GenBank genome assembly. NCBI's taxonomy places the organism in Eukaryota, Dinophyceae, Syndiniales, Amoebophryaceae.
AUGCGGAAGCUCGGUCGAGGACAGAGUGUCGUUUUUGCGGGUACCGGAGAAAUCAGUCGAGGCCUGGAACAAAUCAAGACCCAAGCUGGAGCUAACCCGUCCGAUUCCAUCAACCUUAACGAGCCAGAUCGUGCUGGACUUAAGGCGAAAUUUCAAAUGCAAAUAAAGUAUAACAAACUAGAAAGGCCGCGCGACAUCAGCAUCGAUGCUCUUGUUAAAAGAAUCCCCCAGAUAGGCAACCAUGUAGAGUAUCGCUCUCCGUGUAAUAAAAUCAAAGUACUUACUAAUAGACGACAAUCGCGAGGAUCAUUGCACAGUUUCGAUUUACAAGAUGCGCGGCGUGCGCAUACCACGCCCGACGCUUUUUUUCUUGAGCAGGGAACGCUGACAAA